Messenger RNA from Anopheles marshallii, 537 nucleotides. RefSeq names its product CKLF-like MARVEL transmembrane domain-containing protein 4. The transcript is spliced from 4 exons. The record is from RefSeq and is a predicted model, not a curated record. Gene Ontology annotation, cellular component: membrane. NCBI's taxonomy places the organism in Eukaryota, Metazoa, Arthropoda, Insecta, Diptera, Culicidae. Bases 1 to 537 code for a protein of 178 amino acids.
AUGAUGGCCGAAACGGUAGUGACGGUGGAGACGCCGAACCGCAACGCUGGUACACCGGCGGCGACACCAGCGGCGGGCCAGGCUCAGGCCAAGCCGGAAUCCAAUCUCAACUGGCUGAAGUUCAACACACAGUACUUCAUCACCAUCCCGGGUAUAUUGAAGAUCGUGCAGGUGGUCUUUGGUAUCAUCUGUAUGGCGUGCGCAUCGCCAGCAUUAAUUGGUGGGACACACUUCUUCCUGUUUGCUGUCGUCACCUUCUUCAUCGCCACCCUGCUCUGGACGUUCGUGUACCUGCUCGGCAUACGCGAGGUUCUGAAUCUGCCCAUCAACUGGAUACUGACGGAGUUGAUCAAUACGGCGAUCGCGACACUGCUGUACUUCAUCGCCUUCAUCGUCCAGCUGGCCUCCUGGUCGAACCUGUACGGACGUGGCCGCGGCUCGAACAUUGCCGCUGGUGUGUUUGGUUUAUUCAACUUCCUCGCAUACGCAGCCGGCACGUACUUCCUGUACGUUGAGCACCGGUCCGCCGGUGUGUAA